Molecule: messenger RNA, 483 nt
Organism: Mangifera indica (mango)
Lineage: Eukaryota; Viridiplantae; Streptophyta; Magnoliopsida; Sapindales; Anacardiaceae
Product: protein SEED AND ROOT HAIR PROTECTIVE PROTEIN-like
Exons: 2
Coding region: 1-483 (160 amino acids)
Source: RefSeq, a predicted model, not a curated record
AUGGUUCUUGUCUCAGCUGAUGGUGGCUAUGGAACCGCUCCCGCAACUGAAAAGCCAGAACCAGCAGAAACUGAAAACUCAUCCUCCACAACCAUAGGAGUUCAGGGGAUGAUAUAUUGCAAAUCAGGCUCAGAACUCAUCCCACUUGAAGGAGCUGUGGCAAGGAUAACAUGCCUAUCUGUGGAUAAGCGCGGCAAGGAAAGAGCACCUUUCUCAGUCUUGAGUGAUGCAACUGAUAAUAACGGCUACUACUUGGUGACAUUGUCGCCUUCAGAGAUUAAACACAACUGGAGACUUAAAGAAUGCAAGGCUUUUCUCGAGAUGUCUCCAUCAGAGACUUGCAAUGUUCCCACUGACAUUAACAAUGGGACAAGUGGUUAUCUUCUUGCUAAGCAUCGCCUCCUCAAAAACAAGAAUAUUAUACUGUUCUCCGUUUGGCCCUUCUUUUUUCAAGAAGAUAUAACAACCUCCAAUGGCUAUUGA